AUGACACGUACAGUAAAGGAAAGCGAGGCAAUUGAUGAAACACAAGAAAGAAUACUCUACAUCAAUCACCUUUCUUCGGGGAUAAGGAGGUUGGAAAUGAAGCGCACCAGGGAAGAGAUACCACUCCUCUGUGACGAGAUCCGAGCUUUCACUACCACUCUUAAAGACGUCAACAGAAUAAUGGCAAAGAAUGAAGUCUUAGUCAAAGCUAUACUUACCGAAACUCGUCGAUCGAGAGUUCCUAAGGGGAAAAGAAAGGACGUCGAAACAUUUGAGUCGCUUUAUGGGAUACUACCUGAGAAUGUCAGACGGUUUAUGGCAUGUGAGGAAACGGUGAAAGUCGUGAACAAACACGCGGGCAUCAUAGCUUCUAAGUCCCGGGUGCCUACGGCUGAGUUCCAUGAGACCUUCAAGGCUUUUACGGAAGAGUUGAUCUCAUUGGACUAUCCAUCUGACUAUUCGACGGACACUGCAAAUCCCCUUUUCGAGUUGUAUUGGAGGUUCUUGGACGCUGCAGAUUCUGUCCCCCGUAUUGGAACUGUGUUGCCCUGGGAAGAUUAA
This is a messenger RNA of Aspergillus glaucus CBS 516.65, 561 nucleotides long. RefSeq lists its product as uncharacterized. NCBI's taxonomy places the organism in Eukaryota, Fungi, Ascomycota, Eurotiomycetes, Eurotiales, Aspergillaceae. The coding region runs from base 1 to 561 and encodes 186 amino acids. The record is from RefSeq and is a predicted model, not a curated record. The transcript is spliced from 2 exons.